This is a messenger RNA of Cyprinodon tularosa, 8562 nucleotides long. It is a transcript of the gene col5a1, whose product is annotated as procollagen, type V, alpha 1. Gene Ontology annotation, molecular function: extracellular matrix structural constituent. The transcript is spliced from 66 exons. The coding region runs from base 414 to 6527 and encodes 2037 amino acids. The record is from RefSeq and is a predicted model, not a curated record. Lineage: Eukaryota; Metazoa; Chordata; Actinopteri; Cyprinodontiformes; Cyprinodontidae.
GGGACGUGAGUGACAGCCCGGGUGGAGGGUUGGUAGAUUUUGUUUCCCCCCCUUUCAGCUUUGCCCCCCUCUGACUUGAAGGGACUCUGUGUGACGCGACUGAAGCAAAGGGGGCCACACUAGAGCCUCGCAGGCGCAGCGGUGCGGGACAGUUCAGAAGCGCAGAGAGGAGAGGCGCACUGCGGGGAGACAGACGGAGCGCACCCGUCAACCAGCUGGAGGAACCCUACUUUAAAACCCCUUAUGGCUGCUUGAGACACACCAAUACACCCCCCCUCCCCCUUUUCUCUCUUUCUCUUGGACUCCUUUGGACUUCUACUUUUUUUUGGUCCUGACCAGAAGUUGUUGCAAGUCUAAUUAAGUCGCUCCUAGUUGAGAAGUGAAUCCACUUGCAGUGGACGGCGCAGGCGGCCAUGGAUACCCAUAUAAGAUGGAAAGAUAAACGGAUAAUAAGGGACACCCCGAUUACUUUAGCGGUGAUUCUGCUUUUUGUCACGUCGUUUGCAGAUUCAGCGGAACCAGCAGACCUCUUGAAGAUUUUAGAUUUUCACAAUUUACCCGAGGGUGUUACAAAAACGACGGGUUUCUGCUCACAUAGGAGGUCAACACAAGGGCCCGAUGUGGCGUACAGAGUAACCAAAGACGCCCAGCUCACCGCCCCCACCAAACAGCUUUACCCAGGUGAUGCUUUCCCUGAGGAUUUCUCCAUCUUGGCCACAGUAAAGCCCAACAAGGGCAGCCAGUCCUUCCUGCUGUCCGUAUACAAUGAACAGGGCAUCCAGCAGCUCGGACUGGAAGUAGGACGAUCCCCUGUAUUCCUCUACGAGGACCAUACUGGUAAACCCAGCCCUGAGGACUACCCGCUUUUCAGAGGAGUCAACCUGGCCGACGGAAAGUGGCAUCGAGUGGCCAUCAGUGUGCACAAGCAGACCAUCACCCUCUUUCUGGACUGUAAAAAGAAGACCACCCAGAAGCUGCUCCGAAGCCCCAACCCCAUCAUUGAUACCAAAGGAAUUAUAGUGUUUGGAACUAGAAUACUUGAUGAAGAAGUCUUCGAGGGAGACAUCCAGCAGCUAAUGAUUGUAGCAGACCACCGGGCUGCAUAUGACUACUGUGAGCACUACAGCCCCGACUGUGAGGUGCCGGUACCCGACCGACCACAAAACCAGGACCCCAAUACGGAUGAGGAUGUUGUAGAGGAGGACAACUACUACUAUGAAUACCCUUAUUAUGAUGACAUUGAAUCCAACCCUAACUCGAAGGUCUACGACUCAUAUUCCGACACAGAGACGACAAACAAAGAAGUCAAGGAGACCGUCGGCAGCGUGGUUUCCACGGUUGAGGAAGUUGUUAGGCAGGCUGGUGGCUCUGCGUCUGUUUCCACCAGCUCAUCAUCAUCCAGCUCAUCGUCAUCCAGCUCGUCUUCCAGCAGCUCGGCCACUGGCACCGGAGGGGAUGACUCCUACGACUACUACCCCUACGGCGACACCAACUACGACUAUGGCGAGUCGACCCCCGCACCCGACGGCGACACCACUAAGCGUGUCACCAUCACCAGCAUCGGCUCCGGGGGUGAGGUGGAUCUGGGAGCAGGGGGAAGGAUUGAUCUGGAAGCUGGGGCUGGAGUGGACAGGAAGGUUAUCACUACCGGUGGUGGAUCGACAAUAACAAUCUCUCGCAAUUCAACAUCAGGUGGAACAUCAUCUUACAGCGACUAUGACGAUGGCUACGAUUACAACUACUACACUACUGAAGAUGGUGGAGGCAGUAGCAGUUCUGUUGUACUCGGUGGUGGUGGAGGAGGAGGAGGCAGCAGUACUGUUUUAGUCAGUGGUGGUGGAGGAGGAGGAAGCAGCAGCAGCAGUACAGUUGUAGCUGGCGGAGGUGGUGGCGGCAGCAGCAGUACUGUUGUAGUUGGUGGUGGCGGGAGCAGCAGCAGCAGUACCGUUGUAGUUGGUGGUGGCGGCGGCAGCAGCAGUACCAUUGUAGUUGGUGGAGGCGGCGGCAGCAGCAGUACCGUUGUAGUUGGCGGUGGUGGAGGCAGCAGCAGCAGCAGCUCUACCAUCACUAUUGGAGGUGGAUCUACUGGAGGAGGAUCUGUUGGCGGCGGUUCUGUAACCGUUGGAGGAUCUUCGACUUCUGGAGGGAGCUCAGCCUCUGCUGGCGCUGCAGCCGGUGGGGGAACUGAGGACGACCUUACCAUCGAUGGAGCUGAUGACUACACAGAAAAGUUCAAAGAGGACCUCUUGAACUAUGAUCCAGCAGACUAUGAUUUAUAUGAAGAAUACGGAGGCAAAGAGCUGCCUGCAGAGACUGAUUAUUUUGGACAGGUUGACGGCGCCCGCGGCGAGAAAGGACAGAAGGGAGAGCCUGCUGUUAUUGAGCCUGGUAUGCUAAUGGAGGGUCCGCCUGGGCCUGAGGGGCCAACGGGUCUCCCUGGACCCCCAGGAUCCUCUGGUCCACCCGGCAGUCCUGGAGAUCCUGGAGAGAGGGGUCUUCCAGGUCGACCUGGUCUCCCUGGAGCUGAUGGUCUGCCAGGACCCCCAGGAACUGUCCUGAUGCUGCCUUUCAGAUUGAGCGCCGGAGGGGACUCUGGGCAGAAGGGACCAGCUGUUUCAGCACAGGAGGCCCAGAUGCAAGCCAUCAUGCAGCAGGCCAGGCUGGCUAUGCGUGGCCCAACUGGUCCGAUGGGUUUGACUGGCCGACCUGGCCCUCUGGGUCCACCAGGUGCACCAGGACUCAAGGGAGAAUCUGGAGAAGCAGGACCUCAGGGGCCACGUGGACCAAUGGGCUCAAGUGGACCCACUGGAAAGCCUGGCAGAAGGGGUCGUUCUGGAGCAGAUGGUGCCAGAGGAAUGCCAGGACAGACUGGACCUAAGGGCGACAGGGGUUUUGAUGGCCUAGCUGGGCUUCCUGGUGAAAAAGGACACAGAGGAGAACCCGGCCCCUCAGGACCUCCUGGUGCUCCUGGCGAAGAUGGAGAGAGGGGGGAUGAUGGAGAGAUCGGACCCAGGGGACUUCCUGGUGAACCAGGACCUCGUGGUUUACUGGGGCCAAAAGGACCUCAGGGACCUCCUGGACCACCUGGAGUUACUGGAGCGGAUGGCCACCCCGGACCCAAAGGAAAUAUUGGACCUCAGGGAGAGCCAGGCCCUCCUGGACAGCAAGGCAACCCCGGUGCUCAGGGACUCGCAGGGCCACAAGGACCAAUCGGACCUCCAGGAGAGAAGGGUCCAACUGGAAAGCCUGGAUUGCCAGGAGUGCCUGGAGCUGAUGGACCUCCGGGUCACCCUGGAAAAGAGGGUCCUACUGGGGAGAAAGGCCACAUGGGCCCUGCCGGUCCUCAAGGCCCCAUCGGUUAUCCUGGGCCCCGAGGAGUUAAGGGAGCUGAUGGCGUCCGUGGCCUCAAGGGAACUAAGGGUGAAAAGGGGGAGGACGGCUUCCCUGGCUUCAAGGGAGAUAUGGGCAUAAAAGGUGACAGGGGAGAACUUGGACCAGCUGGACCCAGAGGAGAAGACGGCCCUGAGGGGCCAAAGGGGCGCUCAGGGCUCCCUGGAGACGCUGGUCCGCUCGGCCCCACUGGUGAAAAGGGUAAACUUGGAGUUCCCGGAUUACCAGGCUACCCAGGAAGACAAGGACCAAAGGGAUCUCAGGGUUUCCAAGGCUUUCCCGGCGCCAACGGAGAGAAGGGCUCUCGGGGAACAGGAGGAAAGCCAGGCCCACGUGGACAGAGAGGACCAACGGGGCCGAGAGGAGAGAGAGGCCCGAGAGGACCCACGGGGAAAGCUGGACCAAAAGGUAACUCAGGAAAUGAUGGCCCACCAGGACCCCCUGGAGAGAGGGGUUUGCCAGGGCCUCAGGGACCAACAGGUUUUCCAGGACCAAAAGGCCCUCCUGGACCUCCAGGGAAAGAUGGACUGCCUGGACAUCCUGGACAGAGAGGAGAAACUGGUUUCCAAGGCAAAACUGGCCCUCCUGGUCCUCCAGGUGUGGUUGGACCUCAGGGACCAACAGGUGAAACCGGGCCUAGGGGAGAUCGGGGUCAUCCAGGUCCUCCAGGACCACCUGGUGAGCACGGUCUACCUGGAGCUGCUGGAAAAGAGGGGGCUAAGGGUGACCCUGGUCCUGCGGGCCCAACUGGUAAGGACGGUCCUCCUGGGCAAAGAGGUUUCCCUGGAGAGAGAGGUCUGCCAGGCCCUGUGGGGGCUCAUGGUCUGAAAGGGAAUGAGGGUCCCCAAGGCCCACCAGGCCCUGCUGGUUCUCCUGGUGAGCGGGGUCCCGCUGGCCCGGCUGGACCUACAGGUCCGCCUGGGCGUUCUGGCCCACAAGGACCCCCAGGCCCUGCUGGAGAAAAAGGUGGACCGGGAGAAAAAGGACCUCAGGGACCAGCUGGAAGAGAUGGUAUUCAAGGACCUGUGGGUCUACCAGGACCUGGAGGACCCCCAGGACCCCCCGGAGAGGAUGGAGAUAAGGGAGAACUUGGAGAACCUGGACAGAAAGGAAGUAAAGGAGAUAAAGGAGAACAUGGUCCUCCAGGUCCUACAGGCCCUCAGGGCCCUGUCGGUGCACCAGGUCCUGCUGGUGCUGAUGGAGAGCCAGGUCCAAGAGGUCCACAGGGCAUGUUUGGCCAAAAAGGAGAUGAGGGAUCAAGAGGUUUCCCAGGACCACCAGGCCCAGUCGGGCUGCAGGGUUUGCCUGGUCCACCUGGUGAGAAAGGUGAAACUGGAGACGUCGGUCAAAUGGGCCCACCUGGUCCUCCUGGUCCCAGAGGUCCCUCUGGUCCCCCAGGAGCUGACGGUUCUCAGGGGCCCCCUGGUGGUGUUGGAAACCCUGGUGCUGUUGGUGAAAAGGGAGAUGCUGGUGAGACAGGAGAGCCUGGACUUCAGGGAGAAGUUGGUCCACCAGGUCCAAGGGGAGAGCGUGGAGAAAAGGGAGAGGCUGGACCUGCUGGUGCUGCAGGACCUCCUGGCCCUAAAGGUCCACCUGGAGAUGACGGCCCUAAGGGCAGCCCUGGUCCAAGCGGCUUCCCUGGAGACCCUGGCCCCCCUGGAGAGCCCGGUCCAGCUGGUUUAGAUGGCCCACCUGGUGAUAAGGGAGACGAUGGAGAGGCUGGUCAGGCUGGUUCACCUGGACCCACUGGAGAGUCCGGUCCUUCUGGACCACCCGGAAAGAGAGGGCCUCCUGGAGCUCCAGGGCCUGAGGGAAGACAAGGCGAAAAAGGAGCAAAGGGAGAGCCGGGCAUUGAAGGUCCCCAAGGAAAAACAGGACCUGUGGGGCCUCAAGGAUCACCUGGAAAGCCUGGUUCUGAAGGUCUCAGGGGUAUUCCUGGUGCAGUUGGGGAGCAAGGACUACCUGGUCCUACAGGCCCAGAUGGACCACCUGGACCUAUGGGCCCUCCUGGUUUACCUGGUUUGAAAGGAGACAGUGGUGUUAAAGGAGAGAAAGGUCAUCCAGGUCUCAUUGGUCUGAUUGGAGCUCCAGGCGAACAAGGAGAAAAGGGUGACAGAGGUCUGCCUGGCCCUCCAGGAACUCCUGGUCCCAAAGGAGAUAAUGGUAUUGCUGGUCCUACAGGUCCUCUUGGUCCAGUUGGACCUCCCGGCUUACCUGGUCCUCCAGGUCCCAAAGGAGCCAAAGGAUCAUCUGGCCAAACAGGUCCAAAAGGAGAAACUGGAACCCCGGGUCCUCCUGGCCCUCCUGGUCCUCCUGGUGACGUCAUCCACCCACUCCCCAUUCAAACUUCCAUGAAGGGGAGAACACGUAGGAACAUCGACGCUAGCCAGAUGAUGGACGACGCCGCCAUGGACGCCAACUACAAAGACUACGAUGAUGGCAUGGAGGAGAUCUUUGGGUCACUGAACUCUCUGAAGUUGGAGAUCGAGCAGAUGAAGCAUCCGCUGGGCACACAGAACAACCCAGCUCGUACCUGCAAGGACCUCCAGCUGUGCCACCCUGAUUUCCCUGAUGGUGAAUACUGGAUUGAUCCGAACCAGGGCUGCUCACGGGACUCCUUCAAGGUCUACUGCAACUUCACAGCGGGUGGAGAGAGUUGUAUUUUCCCGGAUAAAAAGUCUGAAGGGGCUAAACUCACAUCCUGGGUAAAGGAGACUCCCGGUUCCUGGUUCAGUGAAUUCAAACGUGGUAAACUGCUCUCUUACGUGGAUGCUGAGGGAAAUCCCAUCGGCGUGGUCCAGAUGACCUUCCUGCGCCUCCUGAGCGCCGCAGCCCGGCAGAACAUGACGUACAACUGCUACCACUCCGUGGCGUGGCAAGACCAGCAGCAGGACAACUAUGACAAGGCCAUCCGCUUCCUGGGAUCCAACGACGAGGAGAUGUCGUAUGACAACAACCCCUACAUCCGCGCUGUGGUGGAUGGAUGUGCGCUGAAAAAGAGCUACGAAAAGACUGUACUUGAGAUCAACACUCCGAAGGUGGAGCAGGUACCUUUUGUGGACAUCAUGUUUAACGAUUUCGGCGGUUCCACACAGAAGUUUGGAUUUGAAGUGGGGCCCGUCUGUUUCAUCGGCUGAGACCUUUCACCAAGCAAAUGGAGGACAAAAAAAAAACACAACCUACUUUUGUUUUUCAAAACGAAGAUAAACAAUUUAAAAAGUAAUAGGACAAUGCUAUUUGUAAAAAAACUGUUUCCAUAAAGCAACAAGAGUUCAAACAUAAUUAUGACAGGAUUACAGCGAAAAAUCUAAAGGAAUUGAGAAAAUAACCUUGAAACCCCACUGUGCCUUCUUUAUCAUGUGCAAGUUUUGAAACUGGAGUCUGCCUCCUUCCUCCUACACACAAACUAAUGGCCCACCCCCAUUCUUCACGUUUGAUUUUGAUCCUUUGGUCUGAAAGAAACAACGAAGGCGACCCUGAGAGCUGCAGCCGUUCCAGAUGGUAGCAGUAUUUACCACGGACAAAUUCCGAUUCUUUUUUUUAUCAUGCUCCCCACCCAUCCCACCCGGCUCUCCUUUAUCUCCCUGCCUUUUUCCACCUCGCUGUUCUUGGUUUUGUUUUCUUGUUUGUGCAUAAUUGUCUCCCCAUUCUCUUUGGAAUGGGCCUUAUAUAUUUAUAUACAUAUAAAUAUAUAUAAGUGAUUUUUUUUUUUUUUUCUUAUGUUUGUAAGUACAUUCUGUAUAUUUUUCCUGGUAAUGUUUAUUGCUUCUGGCUUCAAAACAUGCAUGUGACUGUACUAAUCAUGAGGUCGUCCAACAAGAAACGUCUUAAAUCUUAGAAACGCAUCUAACCCGAGGAUAUUUGAAUUGUUAAAUGAAAAAAAAAACAACAAAAAUAAUAAUUUGGAAUUCUGUCUUUGUGGAGCACACUUUUAUUUUCUUUUGUAAUUUAAGAACAGAUCAGAAAUAAAAGAUGAAAACACGGUCUGUGAUAUAAAGUACAAUACAUUCCUCAUUUUGUACCUUUAUGAACAAAAGCCCUCUCUGGUGGAAGUGUAAUUAAGUUAAUAAACUGCUUCUGUACUUUUUGCUGAAAUAUUCAUCUUACUGUGCAGUGGAAGGUAAUGAAAAAAAGAAAAAAAAUCAAAACCUAGGUGCUAUUUUCUCUCCUCUGUGGUGCUAUGUAUUUUUUUUUUCUGGUUUGUGUUGUUUGAAUAAAAGAAAAAAACUUGUGGCGACAAUACUUGCAACGCUGGGCAGCGCCCCCUCCCUCCCCCCCUGCUGACUCGGUUUACGAGAUGGAUCUCUGCUGCAGCCGCUUCCCUCCGUUAAGGAUUCUGAAUGGCAUUUCUCGGUGUCGCCACCCGCUCAAUGGAAUGCACAGAUCAGAUUAGUCUACCUGUGACAGAUGUUAGAAAGACAAGAGGGAAAGAUCUUGAAAAAAAAUCCAUAUCGCCCCCCCAACACAUUGGGCUGGUGGAGUUGGCAAAAUGGACAUGUUGCAACAGCUCUAAAGGGAUAUAUUGCACCCUGACCAAAUAAAUAUUUAGCUUUAAGGAACUUUUAUGUUUGAGAAACAACUUGAAAAAGUCACAAAAUUAGCCUUUCUAGUAAAUGUUGCUCACGCAGGGAUGGUUUUCCUCAUGUCAUAAUGCUUUUUUUUUAACUAUGCACUCUCUAUGCUUAUGACCACUAGUAUCUACCACAGAAUUUUUACAGCUCUUUAUACAUAGGUUUGUUUUAUUUUCCGUUUUUUUUUUUUAUCUAUAUGUGACUUGAAGCCUUUCCUUUAGGACGACUCAGUAUGCUUGUAGAUCUUUGGCUCUAUUCUUCAUGGUGCGGCAGCACAUCUACAUUAAUCACUUUGCUCUCAAUGAACCGGAGAAAAAAUUUAAGAAAAAAAAAAAUGCAACUUUUAUUUUAUAAAUUUCCAGAUUUCGCAUUGAUGCUGCCUUUGCUUUGUUUUACUUUGUAGAUUUCCAUUUGUAGUGUCUGGUUUUUUGUUUUUACAGUUUUUUUUUUUUUUUAAAUAAAAACAGAAAAAAAGAACCUGUGUUUAAGGGUGAAGAGGAUAGAGUAUCAUAUGGGUUUUUUUUUAUGUCAAUAAAUUCAAGUUUACUGUGGCCAUCCACUCCUGUAUCUCUUUUGAAGCAUUAAAACCUAUCUGUACGCA